Molecule: messenger RNA, 2028 nt
Organism: Myodes glareolus (Bank vole)
Lineage: Eukaryota; Metazoa; Chordata; Mammalia; Rodentia; Cricetidae
Gene: Cln6
Product: CLN6 transmembrane ER protein
Biological process (GO): lysosome organization
Cellular component (GO): endoplasmic reticulum; membrane
Source: RefSeq, a predicted model, not a curated record
UGGAGGCAGCGGCGCGGAGGCGGCAGCUCCCGGGAGCCGCGGGCGGCCCGGGCGCCACGUUUCUGCAGGCCAGGCAUGGCUCUGCGAAGGCUGAGGAGACAGCCCACAUGGCUCCCUUCCACUUUGACCUCUGGUUCUACUUCACACUGCAGAACUGGGUUCUGGACUUUGGCCGCCCCAUUGCCAUGUUGGUGUUCCCACUCCAGUGGUUUCCCCUCAACAAGCCGAGUGUCGGGGACUACUUCCACAUGGCCUACAAUGUCAUCACGCCCUUUCUUCUGCUCAAGCUCAUCGAGCGGUCCCCCCGCACGCUGCCGCGGUCUAUAAUCUACGUCAGUAUCAUCACCUUCAUCAUGGGAGCCAGCAUCCACCUGGUGGGCGACUCUGUCAACCACCGCCUACUCUUCAGUGGGUACCAGCACCACCUGUCCGUCAGAGAGAAUCCCAUCAUCAAGAAUCUCAAGCCAGAGACACUGAUCGACUCCUUUGAGCUGCUGUACUACUAUGAUGAGUACCUGGGCCAUUCCAUGUGGUACAUCCCCUUCUUCCUCAUUCUCUUCAUGUACUUCAGUGGCUGCUUCACUACCUCCGAGACUCAGAGCCACAUGCCAGGGCCUGCCCUGCUCCUGGUGGGGCCCAGUGGCCUGUACUACUGGUACCUGGUCACCGAGGGCCAGAUCUUCAUUCUCUUCAUCUUCACCUUCUUCGCGAUGUUGGCUCUUGUCUUCCACCAGAAGCGCAGGCGCCUCUUCCUAGACAGCAACGGCCUCUUCCUCUUCUAUUCCUUCGCCCUCACCCUCUCCCUGGUGGCACUGUGGGUUGCCUGGCUAUGGAAUGACCCCGUCCUCAGAAAGAAGUACCCUGGUGUCAUCUACGUCCCCGAGCCCUGGGCCUUCUACACGCUCCACGUCAGCAGUCAGCACUGAGGCUCCCUGGGAACAACAGGCCGUGGAUAUUUGUACAUGGGUGCAUAUGUGCAUCGUGGUAAUGGGGGCUGUGCACUGUGCCCUGUGCACAGGGAUUGGCAGAGCGCAUUGUUGAGAGAUUCAACUGUUUUGAUCAGGGUCUUUUGUUUCUUUUUUGCUUUGGACUUAAGAUGGAAUUUAGUUUGGGGAAGUAUAUGAAGGCCAAGAUCCUGGCCCCUGCCCUCCCUGUAUUUCACCACUAUUAGAGGUGCCUGAGUAACACUCCUAUCUCCCAAGACCAGGCUGGCCUUCUGGAGAUGUCUUCCGGUGGACCAUGCAGGUGAGGUCUGGUCAGGACAGAAACAGAAGACUCUGCCACCUACCCAGAAGCUGGCUAGCCCUGAAGCCACCUGCCCCUUGACCCUAGGUUUCUAUGUCAGUGUCUAGGCCACAACUUCUGUUCUUUGAACAGAGCAUUUCCUUCUCUGGGCCUCACUUGUUUUAGAGGACCCGGUGGUCCCCAAGUGGCUCCAUGGACUGGGGGUUACUGAUUCCGCUGGUGCAGCCUCAGCACGGAAGAGUGGUUCUGUCUGUUACUGUGUCCCCACCCUCAGCCUAGUGGGGCAUGUUCCUCCCAUUCUUGUCCAGCCUCAGACCCCACUCACACACUGCUGAGAACCCAGUCUCCAGGCAGCCAGAGGCCCAGUCACUUAGCCAUUGAACUCUGGAAACCGGCCUGGGUUUUGAACUACAUGGAGGACAGACAGAGUUCUCAAGGCCUAGUUUUAUAGAUUCUGAGACCCGUUGAAGGGUCUGGGACGUUACAAAUCUGUCUCUCAAGACAUCGCAUCUCAACCUGAAUCUCAUGGCAGUUCCUGCCUCACCCUAGCCCACCUCCCCCCAGGCCUCAGAUACAGGACUCCAUGGCACACGAUAUCACCAGCUCAUUUGACAGCCAGCACUGGCCUGUGCUGGGAGUCUUGGGGACCUUCCUACUGUUCAUUCUUUCCUUUUGCUCUCAGGGAACACUGGGCCUCAGAUUCUUCUAUUUUGUUGUGAUCCUUUUACAGGCUAGACCAUGCUGAGUGAUGAGAGGGCUGAAUAAAGGCUGGUGUGGAGCCCA